AUGGGAGGAGGAGGCGGUUACGGAUCCGAUGGGCUUGGUUGGGAUCACCUGGACUGGCCAGGACGGGAUAGCCCCGAACAGGGAACUACGGGUAUGAUGGGGGAUGGGGGGAGGGCGGAAAUGGCACGGUAUGAGAUCGACCUGAUGGCUGACGCACAUAUGUAUCCUACGGAGUACGGUGAUGGCGGAGAAAGGAAGGAAGUGCAUACAGACAUGCGCCGGACAGACCGCGUCGGUCCUACCGGGGUAGUACCCAGGAAGUACCCUGGAGGCGUGAGAACUGAAGACCAAGACCAAGACCAAGACCAACCCAACCCAACCCAACCCAACCCUGCACGCGCAUAUGCAUCACGGGUUGUUGCAGCUGAAACCGCCAGGACACCGUCUGGGAUCACGCAAGGAUGGAGCGUUGCGCACUGGAGCGGUCUGGGGGGAGAAGGCAUUGGGGGACUUUUGUCUCGAUGGAGGACGAGAAAGAGAAGUGUCAUUGUCGUCAGGUCGAAUGACCACGGCCACGUCCCUCGCGGGAUGAAUGGAUGGAUGGAUGGGUGGAUGGAUGAUAGGAGUCGAGGCUGCCAAGUCAACGGAAGUAAUUACUUACUCUUCGGUCUCCCCCAAGAGAGAACCCAAGCCUCCAAUGCCUCCAAUGCCUGGGGUGCCCACGCUGGCCCACGAACGUCUAGAGACCAGCCGGAUUGCCUGAUUCGGAUUCGGCGCGCGCCCACAAUCCGAUUCUUCACUGGUCUGGCGGGCGCAGACGGUGAGACAAUCGGGAUAUUAAGGUUGCAUCGAUCGUGCACGGGUAACGACGGAACAUGCAAUGUAAGGUUAAUUACUGCGUGCAGCGGGCUGGCCACUGGCAGCGCGAGCGCCGGUCCCCCUCCGUCCUAUCGCCUCGGUACCAUUUUGUCGGCUGAGCUGAUUCACUACUCUAUCGCCCAUCCUCCUAACGGCACUAGCCAGUUUGAUGCGACGCUAUCCAUCCCAGGUAUGCCUCGGAUGCGCCAGCCAAUUGGCCCGGUCGCAGUCCAGGGAGAUUGA
Aspergillus heteromorphus CBS 117.55 is the source of this 1041-nucleotide messenger RNA. RefSeq lists its product as uncharacterized. The record is from RefSeq and is a predicted model, not a curated record. The coding region runs from base 1 to 1041 and encodes 346 amino acids. The transcript has 7 exons. Lineage: Eukaryota; Fungi; Ascomycota; Eurotiomycetes; Eurotiales; Aspergillaceae.